AUGCUUGCCAAUUCAGCCAGCGUGCGCAUUCUCAUCAAGGGAGGCAAGGUGGUGAACGAUGACUGUACCCACGAGGCGGAUGUCUACAUUGAGAACGGCAUCAUCCAGCAGGUGGGCCGGGAGCUCAUGAUCCCUGGUGGAGCUAAGGUGAUUGAUGCCACCGGGAAACUGGUGAUCCCUGGAGGGAUUGACACCAGCACCCACUUCCACCAGACCUUCAUGAAUGCCACGUGUGUGGACGACUUCUACCACGGGACCAAGGCGGCCCUCGUUGGAGGCACCACCAUGAUCAUCGGUCACGUCCUGCCAGACAAGGAGACCUCCCUUGUCGAAGCCUAUGAGAAGUGCAGGGCUCUGGCUGACCCCAAGGUCUGCUGUGACUAUGCCCUCCAUGUAGGGAUCACCUGGUGGGCACCCAAGGUGAAAGCAGAAAUGGAGACUCUGGUUCGGGAGAAGGGGGUCAACUCCUUCCAGAUGUUCAUGACCUACAAAGACUUGUACAUGCUCCGAGACAGUGAGCUGUACCAAGUGUUUCAUGCCUGCAGGGACAUUGGGGCCAUCCCCCGGGUCCACGCUGAGAACGGAGAGCUUGUGGCUGAGGGUGCUAAGGAGGCUCUAGAUUUGGGUAUCACAGGCCCAGAAGGAAUUGAGAUCAGCCAUCCAGAGGAGCUGGAAGCGGAAGCCACUCACCGUGUCAUCACCAUUGCAAACCGGACUCACUGUCCCAUCUACCUGGUCAAUGUGUCUAGUAUCUCAGCUGGUGAUGUCAUUGCAGCUGCUAAGAUGCAAGGGAAGGUGGUGCUGGCCGAGACCACCAACGCACACGCCACACUCACGGGCUUGCACUACUACCACCAGGACUGGUCCCAUGCAGCCGCCUAUGUCACGGUGCCUCCUCUGAGACUGGACACCAACACUUCCACCUACCUCAUGAGCCUGCUGGCCAAUGAUACUCUGAACAUUGUGGCAUCUGAUCACCGGCCAUUCACCACAAAGCAGAAAGCCAUGGGCAAGGAAGACUUCACUAAGAUCCCACACGGUGUGAGCGGUGUACAGGAUCGAAUGAGCGUCGUCUGGGAGAGGGGAGUGGUUGGAGGAAAGAUGGAUGAGAACCGUUUUGUAGCCGUCACCAGUUCUAACGCAGCCAAGAUUCUCAACCUGUAUCCUCGCAAGGGCCGCAUCAUCCCGGGAGCUGAUGCUGAUGUGGUAGUGUGGGAUCCAGAAGCCACCAGGACCAUCUCAGCCAGCACCCAGGUGCAGGGUGGAGACUUCAAUCUGUAUGAGAACAUGCGCUGUCACGGUGUACCACUGGUCACCAUCAGCCGGGGACGUGUCGUGUAUGAGAAUGGUGUCUUCAUGUGUGCGGAGGGCACCGGCAAGUUCUGUCCCCUGCGGUCUUUCCCAGACAUUGUCUAUAAGAAGCUGGUACAGAGAGAGAAGACCUUAAAAGUGAGGGGAGUGGACCGCACUCCCUACCUAGGAGAUGUCGCUGUUGUUGUCCACCCUGGGAAAAAGGAGAUGGGAACACCACUGGCAGACACGCCCACACGGCCAGUCACCCGGCACGGGGGCAUGAGGGACCUUCAUGAAUCCAGUUUCAGCCUCUCUGGUUCUCAGAUUGAUGACCACGUUCCAAAGCGGGCCUCAGCUCGGAUCCUUGCGCCCCCUGGAGGCAGGUCGAGCGGUAUUUGGUAAAGGCUCUGACCAGACCCCCCCAACAAGUGAGGAUGCUCCAC
Grammomys surdaster is the source of this 1736-nucleotide messenger RNA. RefSeq names its product dihydropyrimidinase like 5 (gene Dpysl5). The transcript has 12 exons. NCBI's taxonomy places the organism in Eukaryota, Metazoa, Chordata, Mammalia, Rodentia, Muridae. Gene Ontology annotation, molecular function: hydrolase activity, acting on carbon-nitrogen (but not peptide) bonds, in cyclic amides. The record is from RefSeq and is a predicted model, not a curated record. Gene Ontology annotation, cellular component: cytoplasm; cytosol. The coding region runs from base 1 to 1695 and encodes 564 amino acids.